AUGCUCAACAGUACGCAAGCAGCAGAGAUAGCCGAUACGAAUGACUGGAUUGAAUGGAUCGGUCUCAACACGGGCGGAGUGCCGGAAGAAGAGCUAGAGGACUUCGCAGAGGAAAGACGACGAUCCAGUGUUGACCCUGUACAGUGGUACCAUAUCGCUAGCGAGCACGACACGCCAUGGGAGAAGUUUAAAGCCUUGAUCGACACACUUGACGGGGUCGAGAACUCACUGGUUAGAUGGGACUAUAUCGGAAGCUAUAUGUACGUUGCGAAAAUGACAGCCACGCAAGCAAAAGAGAUUUCUGAAUCCCACGACUUCAUCAAGUGGAUUGGUAUCAACGACGGCGGGGUGCCGGAAGAAGAGCUAGAGAAUCUUGCAGAGCAAAGACGAGCUGUCGGUGUAGCGCAGACUGGAUCAAGGUCGCUAUCAAAUACACCAAAGCCGCUCAGAUUACCUGCAUCGACGAUCUUGCAUCCCGAAACUGCAUCUGGAGAUGACCACCAUAUUCUGACGAAGGACAUGAUCCUGCCGAAAAUAACUGAACAUCGCGGGAAUGAACUACCCGCAAAUAUCGAACUUAGCGAGGGCUCUUCUGCCACUUUGAAUCGGACUUUGUCGUCCAGUAGGGAGACGCCGAUCGCGACUGCAACAACCGAGCAAGAGUAUGCGAUACACAGCAAGAAUGAUACCCCUCCCGAUGUCUUCAAGAGUUUUAUCGACGAGCUCGACGGAGGGAAAGGACACCUAUAUAUAUGGGAGGCUCGUGGUGGGCAGCUGUACAUAACUUUGCUCAACGCUACACAAGCAAAGGAGCUGCCCGAGCAUCAUGACUUCAUCGAGUAUGUCUUUCGAAACACAAUCGCGGAGGCUUUUGAGGGUAACGAAGGACCUCAAGUGACGCAAUCUGUACAAGCCGGAAAUGAAGCUGGCCCAGAUGAACGCGCUGUCGCUCGUGCAGUCAACACUGUGGCCACGCCAAACCUGCUGGCAUUAGGCGACUUCGACUUUGAGCGGCAGAGAGACGAGAACUUCUUGAUCGGCGAGCAUGGAACGAUGUAA
This is a messenger RNA of Alternaria hordeiaustralica, 1059 nucleotides long. RefSeq lists its product as uncharacterized. Bases 1 to 1059 code for a protein of 352 amino acids. The transcript is spliced from 2 exons. The record is from RefSeq and is a predicted model, not a curated record. Lineage: Eukaryota; Fungi; Ascomycota; Dothideomycetes; Pleosporales; Pleosporaceae.